CACAAAUCAUUUUGGCGCGUAAAAAAAAUCAGUUGUCAUAAAUAAACCUUGAAAACACAAAGUAAACUAACUUAACCAACCACGGCCACGGCCACUACCACUGAGCUAUGAAAUCCUUGAAUCUAAAAGUUUCCAGGCAUUUUUCUCUGCUAUUAUUUAACAGAACCCAUUCAUCAUCUUCUCAAACUUCCCAACUAAAUAAACCCCAAAUUCAGAAAACCUUCUUCAAAUCCAACACCAAAGACGCCCUCAUAAGCCGCUUAUGCAAUGACGGAAAAUUCAAAGAAGCCAUCGACAUCCUCUGCCACCAAAGGCGCUUAUCAGAAGCAGUUCAGUUGCUCCACCACAUAGACAAACCCUCUGCUUCCAUAUACUCCACCCUCUUGCAGCUUUGUCUUCACCAACGAGCUCUUGCGCAGGGCAAAUUGGUCCACGCCCACACCAGAGCCUCCGGGUUCGUGCCCGGGAUGUUCAUUUGUAACCGUCUUAUUGACAUGUAUGCGAAAUGCGGGAGCAUUGUGGAUGCCCAGAUGGUGUUUGAUGAAAUGCCUGAGAGGGAUUUGUGUUCUUGGAAUACUAUGAUUUCUGGGUAUGCGAAAGUGGGGCAGCUUGCUGAAGCUAGGAAACUGUUUGAUGAAAUGCCUCAGAGAGAUAAUUUUUCUUGGACUGCGGUGAUAUCAGGAUAUGUUCGUCACGAUAAACCAAAAGAUGCUUUGUGGUUGUAUAGGAUGAUGCAGAGGAGCGAGAAUUCUAAAUCUAAUAAGUUCACGGUGUCUAGCGUUCUUGCUGCUUCAGCAGCCAUUCAGAGUUUGAGAAUGGGGAAGGAGAUUCAUGGUUAUAUAAUGCGAACUGGGCUGGACUCAGAUGAGGUGGUUUGGAGUGCCUUAUCGGAUAUGUAUGGGAAAUGUGGGAGUAUAGAGGAAGCUAGGCGCAUUUUUGAUAAGAUGGUGAAUCGAGAUAUUGUUACAUGGACAGCAAUGAUUGAUAGAUACUUUGAGGAUGGGAGGAAGGAAGAGGGAUUUUCUCUGUUCUCGGAGUUGAUGAAGUCCGGCAUUAGACCGAACGAGUUCACCUUUGCAGGGGUUUUGAAUGCCUGCGCUCAGCAUGCUGCUGAGAACUUGGGCAAGCAGGUUCACGGGUACAUGACGCGGAUUGGAUUUGACCCCUUGUCUUUUGCAGCAAGUGCACUUGUUCAUAUGUAUUCAAAGUGUGGAAACAUUGAGAAUGCGAAUAAGGUGUUUAAUGAGAUGCCCUGCCCAGAUGUGGUUUCAUGGACUUCCCUGAUUGCUGGACAUGCUCAGAAUGGUCAACCUAAUGAGGCCCUUCAGUUGUUUAAGUUACUACUUGAUUCAGGUACUAAGCCUGAUCACAUUACCUUUGUAGGUGUUCUUUCCGCAUGUACUCAUGCUGGUUUAGUUGAUAAGGGACUUGAAUACUUCCAUUCAAUUAAGGCAAAACAUGGGUUAACGCAUACCGCGGACCACUAUUCCUGUGUAGUUGAUUUAUUGGCCCGAGCAGGUCGAUUUGAAGAAGCUAAGAAUAUUAUUAAUGAAAUGCCAAUGAAACCAGAUAAGUACUUGUGGGCUUCCUUAAUCGGUGGCUGCAGAAUUCAUGGAAACCUCACACUCGCAAAGCGAGCUGCAGAUGCGUUGUUUGAGAUAGAACCUGAGAAUCCAACUACUUAUAUUACUCUGGCCAACAUUUAUGCUACUGCUGGUAUGUGGGGUGAAGUAACAGAGGUCAGAAAGAUGAUGGAUAAAAGAGGGCUGAUAAAGAAACCAGGUUUGAGUUGGAUCGAGAUCAAGAGAGAGGUGCAUGUUUUCUUAGUGGGAGAUACGUCUCACCCGAGAUAUGAUGAAAUAGAUCACUAUUUGCAUGAGCUUUCGAAGAGGAUGAAGGAAGAAGGGUAUGUCCCCGACACGAAUUUUGUGCUGCAUGAUGUUGAAGAGGAGCAGAAAGAGCAGAACCUCUCCUACCACGGUGAAAAGCUCGCCGUUGCGUUUGGCAUUAUUUCUACUCCGCCGGGAACACCGAUCAAGGUUUUUAAGAACUUAAGAACAUGUGUAGAUUGUCAUACUGCGAUUAAGUUUGUUUCUAAGAUUGCUAACAGAAAAAUUAUAGUCCGGGAUUCAAAUCGGUUCCAUUGUUUUGAGGGCGGGAUCUGUUCAUGUCGAGAUUAUUGGUGAUUUGACUCACUCAUUAAUCUGUAAAGCAUUUUAUUUGAGUAGGAUUACAGAAACAUUAGCUUAAUGUCUUCUGUGCAAUCUGGGAGCUUCCCACAUUUUGUUCUGAGUGGAAAGAACUAGAAUCUGAAUUUUCUACA
This is a messenger RNA of Malus domestica (apple), 2323 nucleotides long. RefSeq names its product pentatricopeptide repeat-containing protein At4g37170. Gene Ontology annotation, cellular component: intracellular membrane-bounded organelle. The record is from RefSeq and is a predicted model, not a curated record. NCBI's taxonomy places the organism in Eukaryota, Viridiplantae, Streptophyta, Magnoliopsida, Rosales, Rosaceae. Gene Ontology annotation, biological process: RNA modification. Gene Ontology annotation, molecular function: zinc ion binding; protein binding; RNA binding.